UAAUUCAUCUGUUUUUAAAUUUUUAGAAUUCCUAAAUCAUUAUCAUCGAUCAUUUCUCCAGAACUUUCGUCCAAAAUUCAAAUUGUCGAGGCGAAACUAUAAUUAAAUCGUGCAGAUUUUUGCAGAACCUUUUGGGAUUCGGUGUUUGUGCGUGUUUUCCACGCGCCAUGGAAUCGCUGUGCUUCACAGUUCACGGGAUUGUGUAUUUGGGCCUCAGAAGGCCCAAGAGCUAAACUAGGCUGAAGGUUGGGACCCAGGUUUCAUUUUCAAACCAAAGUAGCAAAUGGCUACUUCCUUGGUUCAAUCCAAGAUUAUGAAAAGGACAGAACCAAAAAGGUCCCACUCCUGGUGGUGGGAUAGUCACAUUAGUCCCAAAAACUCUAGGUGGCUCUCAGAGAAUCUUGAAGAGAUGGACAAGAGCGUGAAACGAAUGUUGAAGUUGAUUGAAGAGGAUGGAGAUUCAUUUGCAAAGAAGGCUGAGAUGUAUUAUCAAAAGAGGCCUGAAUUAAUCUCUCAUGUGGAGGAGUUUUACCGCAUGUACAGGUCUCUGGCUGAACGUUAUGAUCAUGUGACAGGAGAACUGCGGAGGAAUCUCCCCUCGGACCUCCACUCUCAGGGGUCCACAGUUUCGGAAAGCGGUUCUGAUCUGCCGUCUGCAUGGCCCUCUCCUGAUCAAAGGCUAGGUCGCCGUAAAUCUGGAAACCGAGCUGCUGGUUUUGAUUUCUUUCUUGGUUCUGGUGGAAGUGGCUCUGAUCAUUACCACAGAGAGGGCGAUGAAUCAUCUACAUUGACAGAUUCUGAGCCAGAAUCUGAUGAUUCCUCGGUCAACAAUUACUCUGGUGCGUCGGGAAAUGGUGCCGAUCAAGGGUUGCAAAGAAAGAUGCUCGAAUUGGAAAUUGAGCUCCGUGAAGCAAAAGAGAAGCUCCGGAUCCAACAGGAAGACAAUGCGGAGGGCUCAUCAAGGGGUCAAAAAAGUGAUUCAUCCGAAGACUCUUUUUCUAAAAUUGUAAGAUGUGAGCAAGAGCUAAGGAUUGCAAAUAAGAAAUUACAGAAUGCAGAAGAAGAGAUUGAUAGAUUGAAGAUUGAGCUCCAAAAUUCCAAGUCAUUGGAACUUAAUUUAGCGUCGCAAGCUGCGCCUGAAUCACCAGGAUUGAAAGAGGUUAAAAUACUCGGAGUUGACGUGGAGUCAGAGUUGAAUCAGGAAUCAGAAUCUCGCGAAAGUUUUGAUGGGUUAGAAGACUCUGUGAAGUCAGGUGGGAAAAUUCAGGCAUUGGUAGAAGAGCUGAGAAUCACAAAAAGCAGGCUUCAGGUUUCAGAGAAUGAAAUUACUAGUUUGAGAUAUGAGCUUGAGAGAAAUAAAAACGAUGAUAAAAUUCGCCACCUGCAGACUCAACUUGAGGCAGCUCAGAAGGAUGUUGCUACUUGGAAAGCCAAGCUCAAUGCAGAGAAAAGGGAGGUCUCUAAGUUGCAGGAAAGAGUCACAAGGUUGAAGACAAGUUUAUCUGACAGGGAUAAGGAGAUCAUGGAUUUGAAAAUAGCAGUAUCAGAUGCUGAGCAGAAGAUAUUCCCCGAAAAAGCACAGGUCAAGGCUGAAAUAUCUAAAUUGCUCAAAGAACGUAUCCGUAUGGAAGACGAGCUUAGAGAGGUGGAAAAUCAGGGACGCUGUUUGGAGGAGGAGAUUAGAAAGAUCAAGGCCGAAAAAUCAGAAAUGGAGGUGAGACUUAAUGGUGAAAAUGAGCAUUUAAAGGCAGAAGCUAUUAAGAAAGGCGAGUGCAUUGUAACUUUAAACAAGAGCCUCGAUUCUCUGAAAACUGAAAGGGAUGGUUUAAAUGCAAUAGUUUCUACACUUAAAGCAGAGGUGUCUUGUAAAGAUGACAGGAUAGAUCAGUUGGAUAAGCAAUUGCAAGAGUUGCAGAAGGAGCGCAUAGCACUGAUCGCCGAGGCUGAAGGGAUACACAAACUAGUGGAGGAGACGAGAUCAAGAAUGAGGGAUUUAGAGGAAGAGGUAGAGAGGCUAAGAGCUGCGAUUUCGGAAGGAGCGGAAGAAAAACGAGAGGCUAUAAGGCAGCUAUGUUUGUCUAUUGAACACUACAGGAAUGGAUAUCACAGGCUUCGGCAGGCUUUUAUGGGGCACAAGCGAGUCCCAGUUUUGGCAGCAUAAAGAGCUAUUUGAUCUUGUAUCAUAUGUUUUUAUAGUGCCUCACCUGUAUUUUUUUUUUUUUUUUUGGGUUGAGCCAUACGUAAAUGUCCGAUUUGUUUUAGUAAACCCCCCACCUUGGAGGCUAUUUGUGUCUUGAUUGCUCUAAAGAAUAUUACUGGACAAAAUAUGAUAGAAAGGUUGUGUAAUUUUAUUAAGUUUGCUCUUCUUAAAUUACUGGACAAAGUAUAAUAGAAAGCUUGUGUAAUUUUAUUAUAAUGAUCUUUUUUUUUCUGAAA
Messenger RNA from Morus notabilis, 2436 nucleotides. RefSeq names its product protein NETWORKED 4A. The transcript is spliced from 5 exons. NCBI's taxonomy places the organism in Eukaryota, Viridiplantae, Streptophyta, Magnoliopsida, Rosales, Moraceae. Gene Ontology annotation, molecular function: actin binding. Gene Ontology annotation, cellular component: vacuolar membrane. The coding region runs from base 284 to 2161 and encodes 625 amino acids. The record is from RefSeq and is a predicted model, not a curated record.